AUGUCACACCUGUCCUCACUCCUAACCACAACCUGCCAUGCAACAGGUCACCUGGGCCCUCUCCUUCCACACCUGUCCCCACGCGUUAACCACAACCUACCAUGCACCAGGUCACCUGGGCCCUCUCCUUCCACACCUGCCCCCACCUCACCCACCCACAAGUACACCUGGACCCUCUCCUUCCACACCUGCCCCCACCUCACCGCCCUCACCCACCCACAGGUACACCUGGGCCCUCUCCUUCCACACCUGCCCCCACCUCACCGCCCUCACCAACCCACAGGUACACCUGGGCCCUCUCCUUCCACACCUGCCCCCACCUCACCGCCCUCACCCACCCACAGGUACACCUGGACCCUCUCCUUCCACACCUCACCGCUCUUACCCACCCACAGGUACACCUGGGCCCUCUCCUUCCACACCUGCCCCCACCUCACCGCCCUCACCCACCCACAGGUACACCUGGACCCUCUCCUUCCACACCCGCCCCCACCUCACCGCCCUCACCCACCCACAGGUACACCUGGACCCUCUCCUUCCACACCUCACCGCCCUCACCCACCCACAGGUACACCUGGGCCCUCUCCUUCCACACCUGCCCCCACCUCACCGCCCUCACCCACCCACAGGUACACCUGGACCCUCUCCUUCCACACCUGCCCCAUCCUCACCGCCCUCACCCACCCACAGGUACAACUGGACCCUCUCCUUCCACACCUGCCCCCACCUCACCGCCCUCACCCACCCACAGGUACACCUGGACCCUCUCCUUCCACACCUGCCCCCACCUCACCCACCCACAAGUACACCUGGGCCUCCUCCUUCCACACCUGCCCCCACCUCACCGCCCUCACCCACCCACAGGUACACCUGGACCCUCUCCUUCCACACCUGCCCCCACCUCACCGCCCUCACCCACCCACAGGUACACCUGGACCCUCUCCUUCCACACCUCACCGCCCUCACCCACCCACAGGUACACCUGGGCCCUCUCCUUCCACACCUGCCCCCACCUCACCGCCCUCACCCACCCACAGGUACACCUGGACCCUCUCCUUCCACACCUGCCCCCACCUCACCCACCCACAGGAACACCUUGGCCCCUCCUUCCACACCUGCCCCAUCCUCACCGCCCUCACCCACCCACAGGUACACCUGGGCCCUCUCCUUCCACACCUGCCCCCACCUCACCGCCCUCACCCACCCACAGGUACACCUGCCCCCACCUCACCGCCCUCACCCACCCACAGGUACACCUGCCCCCACCUCACCCACCCACAGGUACACCUGCCCCCACCUCACCCACCCACAGGUACACCUUCCCCCACCUCACCGCCCUCACCCACCCACAGGUACACCUGUCCCCACCUCACCGCCCUCACCCAUCCACAGGUACACCUGCCCCCACCUCACCGCCCUCACCCACCCACAGGUACACCUGUCCCCACCUCACCGCCCUCUCCCACCCACAGGUACACCUGUCCCCACCUCACCGCCCUCACCCACCCACAGGUACACCUGUCCCCACCUCACCGCCCUCACCCAUCCACAGGUACACCUGCCCCCACCUCACCGCCCUCACCCCCCACAGUCCCCACCUCACCGCCCUCACCCACCCACAGGUACACCACACCUGUCCCCACCUCACCGCCCUCACCCACCCACAGGUACACCUGUCCCCACCUCACCGCCCUCACCCACCCACAGGUACACCUGUCCCUACCUCACCGCCCUCACUCACCCACAGGUACACCUGUCCCCACCUCACCGCCCUCACCCACCCACAGGUACACCUGUCCCCACCUCACCGCCCUCACUCACCCACAGGUACACCUGGACCCCCUCUAUAGGCGCAGCAAGGUUAGAACAUAG
Messenger RNA from Oncorhynchus keta (chum salmon), 1872 nucleotides. RefSeq lists its product as uncharacterized. The record is from RefSeq and is a predicted model, not a curated record. The coding region runs from base 1 to 1872 and encodes 623 amino acids. The transcript has a single exon. Lineage: Eukaryota; Metazoa; Chordata; Actinopteri; Salmoniformes; Salmonidae.